This is a messenger RNA of Culex pipiens pallens (northern house mosquito), 1960 nucleotides long. RefSeq lists its product as uncharacterized. The record is from RefSeq and is a predicted model, not a curated record. Bases 995 to 1795 code for a protein of 266 amino acids. The transcript has 3 exons. NCBI's taxonomy places the organism in Eukaryota, Metazoa, Arthropoda, Insecta, Diptera, Culicidae.
GGGAUGACACUUCGCGAUUUGAACGAAAUCGUGCCAAAUCGCACCACAUUCCUUCAUCCUUGCUCAUCUUACCUUCAUCGCGGUCUUUUUUGCUCAUCGCGCCCAAAUCGCGCCAGAUCGCGCUCAUCGUGUACAUCGUGCUCAGAUCGUGCUCGAAUGAAAUUUUUCAUUCAUGCAGUCAGGGUUGCCAUAAAAUAUUCGUUCCAGCAGUUUUCCAUGAAACUGGCCGCACUGUUGAAAUGUUUGUUUUUAUGAUUUCGAGCAGUCCAAAAAGGUAAAUAAACACAAUAUUUUUUCGGGACGGAUUGCCGCCGCUGCCUGUGUUGAAUCUUUAUUCCCGCGUCCCGUGAACCAGAACCGGAAAAUGUUUUCUGCCGGAAGUUUUUCGUUGAGUUUGUGCUGAAGCCUGCCAAUUUCGGUAUUUGUUUAUUAUUUACAUAAAAAGCUAAUAAGCUAAUUUGAUUAAAACAAUGAUUAUUUUCGUAGAUUCAUUUUUUUCGUUUUCGGGGGACUGCAACUGCACGCCUAACUGCUACUGCUAACGAGCCGAUAGAACUCUGGACCGGUGUUUUUGCAGGGCCAUACGCACGAGCCAAAAGCCGGAAACAGGUUUCGGAAGCGAGAGACAGAUUCACCGGAACGAAGAGGACGAUUGUGGUUAGGAAAACUUUUGAGGACAAGCAACAACUGUAGUCAGUUCAGCAGGAGUGAGCAGGUUGGCUACACACGCCUCUUCGCCGGAGUCCCACCGAGCGAUGCCACGCGCUGGUCAUCGUGUCACAACCCUCGACGGCAAUGGCGAUGAGUGCCAUCGGUAGAGAAUCAUUGCAGAUGCGCACUUCCGGACCGGUGAAUCGACGGGGGCCUUUCCGUCGAAGGUGUUGCCAACCACUCGGCCACCACUGCUGCUAGACUCGGCCGGAUUGACCAGCACUUCGGGCUUGACGGAACGGGCCGCGGCUAGCCCAAUUCAGGGGGCCUUUAGAGCGAAUCAAUGAAAGCCUGCAGGGCAGCCUUGCCAAUCAAUAAGAUGUUCUUGGUCGACCCAGGAAUGAUGUUUCCGAGAGUAGGCGAUCGCGUAUUUGAUAAAUUUUUUCUUCGGAGACGGAACACGAACUGGAGGUCAACUGCACGUUCACUUGAUGCUUCUAAUCCGGUUGAUUACUGGACCAAGCUGACGUUUCUGAUCAACCAUACGCAUGAGCCAAGAGCCGGCCACAUCAAGUACAUGCUUCUUAUUUGGGCAUGUCCCUGGAAAAGGUGCGCACUUUUUGGGCGGGUGCACUUUUCGAAAACCCUCCGUAAAUGCAGAAACCGGUUUCAGAUGGUUGUCAUCCAAAGAAGGCAGGAUUUCUCACUCGGACCCAGUGGACCAAGUACAUGGCCGGGCAGCGGUCGAAGAAACAUUGCGACAUCGCGCACGUUCUGGGCGUUGACGUUGUCGUUGCGCCUCUCCAACUCGUGCAGCGGAAUCCGGCGGACACAGGCGCACAGGAUCUGGCGGUUAAUGUCCUCGCAAAACGGCGUCGAGCCGUCCAGCGGCAGCACCAUGUUCGUUAUUCGCAGGUCAAACACCGUGUCAUCGUACUAUAGCGGAUCGUACAUGAAGAAGAUGCCCCGGUGUCCUUGUCCUGUCCUGUCCUUGCUGAACAACUGGGAGCUGUGGCACAGAUUUUCCUCGGCGAGCUUUGAUGCGUUGUUGGCGCCACCAUCCUAUGAGCGAUCCCACGAGCUGAUUAGCGUGUUGGGAAUCAUCAGCGUAACAUUGUCCUGGUCGAUCCAGCCGCAAUCUUGACGGCACUAGCGACGUGCGCCAGCUGUAGCGAAUCAUCCCAGACGUGCACUUCCGAUCCAGUGAAUUGGCGGAGGUCCGUCCGUCGAAGGUGUUGCCAACCAUUUCGGGACUAAACUCGGCCAGUUAAUAUAAGGAAUAUGUGUGUGUGAUAUUGUGACAGUGUUA